AAUAGCAAUUUAGCAUUUCACAGAAGGUACAUUGCUUCUGUUGUUAAGCUGUACGAUUUCUUGCCUUCCAAUUCUAAUUAUUUCUAUUAAUAACGGGGAUGCCUGAAUUCGAAUUCGAACAUGCGGUUGUUGGAGGCGGAAUUGUGGGCUCCUGGACAGCCCUGCACCUGGUCAGAGCUGGGAAAAAAGUUAUACUUCUAGAGCAAUUCAGUCAUCCCCACACCCGGGGCAGUUCGCACGGUGAGACCAGGCUUAUCCGAUCAGGGUAUGAGGAGCCUUUCUUCUGCGAGAUGAUGCCACAUGCUAUCCGAAUGUGGAGCGAACUGGAAAUAGAAGUGGGGAAGACACUCAUGGUUAACACUGGUGUGAUUGGCAUAGCGAAAUCACCUGGCGACAUGAAACAUUACCAGGACACAAUCGACAACAUGAAGAAGUAUUGCCCCGAAAGUUUGGACAUGACGGAUCCGCGGAUCGAAACUUUGUUCUCGAGACUCCUGAAGUUCGACAAAGUCCAUGGAGUUCUUAUGGACAGCAGUGGAGGAAUAUUGCUCGCCCAGAAAGCUGUUCUUGCAAUACAGGCUCUCUUCCGAGAGCGAGGGGGUACCCAAUGGGACAACAGCCCGGUGCAGAGGAUAGAACACAUUGGUGAAGAGGAAGUGAAAUUGUAUGUAGAUUCUCAGAGAGUGGUCAAGGCAAAAUCAGUGGUCGUCUGUGCAGGAGCGUGGACUCCGAGAUUGCUAUCGCCUUUCGCGACACUGCCUUUACAACCUUCCGCAGUGAAAGUUUAUUACUGGAAAACUAAAGAAAAGGGAGCCUACACCGAGAAAUCUGGCUUUCCUUGCGUCCUGGAUUUAGGUGAGCCCUGCAUCUACGCCCUACCUUCCUACGAGUACCCGGAUCUAGUCAAGAUCUGCAUCCACGUGGGGAAUGCUAACUGCGAUCCGGACGCGAGGGACAAGGCUCAUUUCGACCCCAAAUUCGAGAAGAAGCUCAAGGAGUACGUGAGAGAACACUUCCCUCUUUUGGAAUCGGAGCCGUCCAUUGUCGAGACCUGCAUGUACACGUUGACCCCUGACGAAAUUUUCCUCAUCGAUACCUUACCGCAGCAUAAAAAUAUCGUAAUCGGGAGUGGAUUUUCUGGAACUGGAUUCAAGACAUCUCCUGCUGUCGGCAAACUCCUGAGUCAGAUGGCCAUGGGUACCAAGACGUUUCUUGACAUUACUCCAUAUCAACUCUCCAGAUUUCAACGACGCAAGUAGCUUUAUAUGAAGGCAGCGGUCACUGUAGAUGGUCAAGAAAUUAUUUUCAAUAAAAUUAGCACAAUAAAAAAAAUUUUUUUUCACAGAAAUAAAUAAAGUUUGGAGGGAAAAAAUGAAGUAAAUCAAUGCGUUGAUUUUUAUUUUAAAGUGACACAUCGUCGUCCAAAUUGUCAAUUUUUUAAAUUUACGAUUUCCGCUUUAAUGCAUUUUUGAUCCGUCUAUGUGUUACAAGGUCACAAUGACUACCACAUAAUGCCACACUUAUGCCAACGUCACUAGACUGAUUCCACAUUGUACUCAUUGUACUUGCUAUGCUAAAAAACUUGUACUUGCUUUUCAAUAUUGUACUACUAUGCUAAAUCAAGUGAGAUUAGAUCAGUUAGGAUCGUUCAGAUAUACAAAUCUAAAACUAACAAAAAUACUUGAAUUUAAAUUUUUAAUUUGCCCUCAAAAAUAAUUUUUUUUUUCUGAAGAUUCCCAAUUUAGGCGUGGUACAGACGACAUAUCACCAAUAAUAUAAGUUAUAUAUCAAGAUUUGAUACCAAAAUGUAAACAAAGGACCACAAUUCCUUUAAUAUUUUGGGUCAAGUAGUAAGAAAGAGCCACACAAAAGGACAGCAACGUUUUUAUUUCACUUUUUCAAAGUAAAUGCGAUUAAUUUAAAUUUUUUGAAAAAAAUCUGUCAUUAUCAGUUGUAGCACCUCUUUUUCCCCUUGAGCAGAGACCGCCCCCUUGUGGCAUUUACAGACAAGCAGUUGAUAGGGAAACCUGCAUCCUGAGGUCGACUUUUUCCUAUGCGCAACCCUUGCGCUAACACCGAUUGCUUUCGGUUGGAAACGGUGGAAUCCCUCCACCAUACUGUUUUCUAUAACUUAAUUGUUUAUGUGUUUUUGUAAAUUUUGUAGUGUAACUGU
Argiope bruennichi is the source of this 2173-nucleotide messenger RNA. Its product is annotated as peroxisomal sarcosine oxidase-like. NCBI's taxonomy places the organism in Eukaryota, Metazoa, Arthropoda, Arachnida, Araneae, Araneidae. Gene Ontology annotation, cellular component: peroxisome. The coding region runs from base 99 to 1259 and encodes 386 amino acids. The transcript has 8 exons. Gene Ontology annotation, molecular function: L-pipecolate oxidase activity; sarcosine oxidase activity; flavin adenine dinucleotide binding. The record is from RefSeq and is a predicted model, not a curated record.